CUUCUUUUUAUAUUGCUUCACUCAAUCAGUCCGAUUUCAAAAUUAUCCGUUGGCAUGUUACGUCUGCCUAUUCUAAUGGUCCACUGCAAACGCACCUGUAAUACCGUGAAAAUGAACUCGACAACAUAUCAGAUGCCGCACAGUCAAAUGAACUCCCCACCUAUAUUGGUGUUACAUGGACUGAACCUCUCGGGAUCCAAUUGGCGUCGUUCGGCUCGGCACAUGAUGAAGCAGGGCUCGCGCUGGCUCAUAGUCGUGGAUGCUCGUAAUCAUGGCGAGAGUCCUCAUUGCGAGAGCCAUACGCCCGCCGACAUGGCUGCGGAUGUGGCGGCCUUGAUAGAGGAGAGAAUGUUGAAGCGGAUUGUUGCCUUGGGUCAUGGCAUGGGCGGGCGGGCGCUGAUGACGCUGGCCCUGACCAGGCCAGAUCUCGUGGAACGUAUCAUCGUGGUGGACAUAACUCCAGGACCGCUGCCCCCGGAAGUCAUCAAUGCAGCCAGGCUCUUCAAGUUGAUGGUGGAUGUGCUGCCCAAAAUACCAAAAGAUCUUUCCCUGCAAGAGGGCCGCACAUUCAUAAUGCCUGAGCUCAGGAAACUGAUUAAAAACGAAACUGAUCUGACGUUGAUUGUUGCGAAUUUGCAGAAGGAUGACAAUGGCUGCUUCGCCUGGAGUGUUAACGCGAAGGCCAUCUUCGAUGGGUGGAGUCAAUUAAUGAUCAGAUACAAGCAGUCCUUAAAGGGACUGCCGCCAUACCAGGGUGAAACACUGCUAAUUGCGGGACGAAAGACUAAGUUCGUAACGCCAACGAAUGUCAAGAUAAUGAAGAAAUUCUUUCCCAAGUUGCAUGUCGAGUAUUUGAAUGCUCACCACAAAGUUCACGUGGAUCAGCCCCAGAAGUUUGUUCAGUUGGUUGUUGACUUUACGAAAACCUGCACAGGGUGUAAAAUGUUGUAAUCCCUUUGAAACUAUAGAGGUCGAUGGCUGGU
Messenger RNA from Drosophila arizonae, 983 nucleotides. Its product is annotated as sn-1-specific diacylglycerol lipase ABHD11. Gene Ontology annotation, cellular component: mitochondrion. Gene Ontology annotation, molecular function: carboxylic ester hydrolase activity. The record is from RefSeq and is a predicted model, not a curated record. Lineage: Eukaryota; Metazoa; Arthropoda; Insecta; Diptera; Drosophilidae. Gene Ontology annotation, biological process: lipid metabolic process.